This is a messenger RNA of Paramuricea clavata, 6449 nucleotides long. Lineage: Eukaryota; Metazoa; Cnidaria; Anthozoa; Malacalcyonacea; Plexauridae. The record is from the annotation of a GenBank genome assembly.
AGUUUUAGGUAGUGAUUUGCACUAUUUGUUUAAUUAUUAUUGCUUUGGAAAUGUAUUGUCUUCAACUAUUUAGAUGUAGGUUUAUUAGCGUAGCAUGACUACAGUUGCCAUGGCUAGUUACUGUUACUGCUAGAUUCUAACUUUUCUUAAAGGUUGGAGGUUCACUUUAUCUAAACUAUACCAGCGUCUUCACGAAGACUCUUCGUUUGAUUCGUCGAAAUGUGUUCAAUCGUUUUCAGGUAGCUCAGACAUAAACUGUAUGGGAACUAAGACUGCAUCCCCGCCUUGCAACUCAGUGCAGCAAUGACAAAGUCAAUCUCUUGCCCAGAGUAUGCCCGUUCGCAGGUUAGGUGAACGGGCAUACUCUGGGUACGAGAUUGUGACAAAGUAACAAACUGCAGCAGCUUGAUUACGCCCACGCCUUAUUUUUGAAUCUACAAUCUUCCCAGACUUGGCCAGGACACUCAAAUGGUGACAUUGAUAAAAGCAGUAAAUGUGAGCAACUAAACAAUAGUAUUACCGUCGUGAUCCACUCCAGGUUAUAGAGCAAUCAGUUGUUCAUGCGUGGUCCUCAAUGAAACUUGUGCUCUACAGUUUCGUAUGAUUUCAAGGUUUUUUUUCAAGUCAAAGUAUUAUAAACACCCUCAUUUUAUAACCAAUUAAAAUAAUUAUUUAUCUUAAAUUAAUGUCUAAAUCUUAUAUCAACAGUGUCCGGCCGGAUGCUGUCCAACAUAGUGAAAUCUAUCAUAGUGAUAUACUGAUAACUAUCAAACAUACUGAAAUCCAGCCGGAUAGCAAAAAGUUCUAUCUGGUGCAGCCCUAGAAGGGCCCUAGAAAUGACCAGGUUACAAGCUUGAGGCUCUUCCAUGGAGGGUGCCACAUUUGUAGGCAAAACUUAAUUGUGUAGUGCAAAUUGACCUUUACAGAAAGGAAAUAAAAAGACACAAACAUUUCAUGUUGAAAUAGUUUAUUUAUGCCUGGCAGUUAACAUUUCUCUUAUAUUAUUUUCAUGUUCUUUAAUCUUGUUCUCCAAAUGUUCUUUAUUCCCCUAAAUUGAGAAAAACAUUCAUGAGAUUAAUCUUCAAUCAUCGCAAUGUACAUCAUAGACAUAGAUUAUCUAAUCGGUGAUAAACUCGCGGGUUCAAAUUUUGACGAGAACUACUAAGCUAGUGACGGAGAAUAUUUGCUACACGUGAUAAUAUCCAGCAGGGUUCGUAGUCUCCAAGACCAAAAAUAUUCAAAGACUUUCAAAGAUUUUUUCUGCCUAUUUUCAAAGACUUUUCAAAGACCUUUGAGAGCAAUCAGCUGUCGAAAAAUUGCGAGUGUGUAAGUCCCGCCACAUCACAUCUAAAAAUGUACCUUUUCGUCGAUAUUUGCGAAAACCUUGCUUGCUCUUCAAUCAAUCUAUUUUAUUAGCUAGGAAAAUGUAUAAUCAAAUACUCACUAAAGAAUUUUCAAGACUUUUAAAGACUUUCUUCGCUUUUUCACACAAUUCAAAGACUUUUCAAAGACCUUAAAGACCUGCAUUCAAAUUUAAAGACCACUACGAACGCUGUCCAGUCACGUCUCAUGCAACUCUUGUUUUCAUUUGACUGGAGUUAAAAAGCUCUCAUGCAAAAAAAACUCUCGCUUGCCAACUCUCAUGUCGAUCCCCGUUUGACCAUUAUUGUACCUCAAUUGUCUUCACUUUGGAAUCCGUUACUCUUAUUUUUUCUUGCAGAUUUUCUUGGACUGUUUUGAUUGGCUGAUAUAAGAACCUAAAUUGGUAAUUCGUCACAAAACAAAAAGCAAAUCAGAUACCAAUUAGGCAAUUUAAAUACCACUAUUAAUAUCAAACAACAUAUAUAAAAGGUCUUACAUUCGUCCAACAGACUCGUACGUUCGGGUCUCGGGUGGCAAAACAUCCAGUUCUUUUUCGGUCAGUCUUGCUCGAGUUAUGGCGCCUCUCAGAUGCUCAAUUUGAACUUCUGAUAUCUUUAUUUUUUGGGUCGAUUCUUGCAUCAAUUGUUGUAGAUCUUGAAAGGCCUAUAAUUAAUAAAAUAUUAGAGUAUGUACACCGAUUCCUGCCCAGAAGAGAACAUUAGGUCCUGUAUUUUAAUUACCUCCAUUAGUGGAGGUAAUUAAAAUAAAAAUGCUAAAUUUUUAAAUUGAAAAUGAACCUUUCUUAAAUCUUGAUCUAGCUGAGGAUCCGCCAUCUUGAAUUUUCGACUAGCGUCCAAGCCUCCAACUUUGUCGCCCCGACAAAAUGGCGGCACGUUUUAAAAAUAGAACCCAAAUUCUUAAACUUUCUUUAAACAAUUUAGGCUAUUCUCUACGUUAUUUAAGCUCUACGCUUGUACAGAAUGUACCGAAUUGUUCGGUUAUCCCCCUAUGGUCUCAAAAAGUAAAUAAUUUUGGAUAUUUAAGAGUUUUUAGUGGAAAUUUUGGGGUGCAUAUUACUGGUUCAAAUUCAUGGCAUGGAGAGCAAAGUACUGUUAGUGUGUCGUUGGUAUCAGAUUGCAAGGAUGUUUUGAAGUAUGAGAAAGAUUUAGGAGUUAUAAGAGAAUUUAUUUGUUGUGAUGCUUCGAAUAAAGAUGAUGGAUUGUCUCAAGUUACGGUAAAUUAAUACUAAAUUGAAUUGAUAUCUAUGUUUAUAUAUUGUUAUAAUAUAUUAAUUUAACAGCGAUUAUCGCCUUUAUUACCAUCACUACUAUCACUACCACCAUCUUUACCAUCAUGGUGAAAUCUUUUUGGGGAACAAGGAAAGAAAGGAAAAAUCACCAUCGUACAGUAGUUGGCACCACCACCACUGUCAUCAUUAAUUUAUCAUCAUCACUGUCACCAUCACACCACUAUUAUCAUGUCAUGACCACCACCAUCAUGCACCACUGUCAUUGUACCAUGUCGUGAGACUCAUGAUUACCAUUGUUGUCAUUACCAUGUCAUGAUCACCACACUAUCAUAUGAUAUCAUGACCAUCACCACUGUCAUCAUUACCAUGUCAUGAUCACCACUGUCAUCAUUACCAGACCUUACCACAUCAUGACCACUACUGUCAUCAUUACCAUGUCAUGAUCACCACUGUCAUCAUUAGCAGACCUUACCACGUCAUGACCACUACUGUCAUCAUUACCAUGUCAUGAUCACCACUGUCAUCAUUACCAGACCUUACCAUGUCAUGAUCACCACUGUCAUUGUUACCAUGUCACGAGACUCAUGAUCACCACUGUCAUUGGUACCAUGUCAUGAGACUCAUGAUCACCACUGUCAUUGGUACCAUGUCAUGAGACUCAUGAUCACCACUGUCAUUGGUACCAUGUCAUGACCACCACCAUCACCACUGUCAUUGUUACCAUGUCAUGAGACUCAUGAUCACCACUGUCAUUGGUACCAUGUCAUGAGACUCAUGAUCACCACUGUCAUUGGUACCAUGUCAUGAGACUCAUGAUCACCACUGUCAUUGGUACCAUGUCAUGAGACUCAUGAUCACCACUGUCAUUGGUACCAUGUCAUGAUCACCACUGUCAUCAUUACCAAUUGUCAUGACCACUACCAUCACCACUGUCAUAUAUCAGUAACCAUGUCAUGACCACUACCAUCACCACUGUCAUCAUUACCAUGUCAUGAUCACCACUGUCAUCAUUACCAUGACCACCAGCACCACUGUCAUCAUUACCAUGCCAUGACCACUCGCCAUCACCACUGUCAUCACUACCAUGAUCACUACCAUAACCACUGUCAUAUAUUAGUUACCAUGUCAUGACCACUACCAUAACCACUGUCAUAUAUCAGUUACCAUGUCAUGACCACUACCAUAACCACUGUCAUAUAUCAGUUACCAUGUCAUGACCACUACCAUAACCACUGUCAUAUAUCAGUUACCAUGUCAUGACCACUACCAUAACCACUGUCAUAUAUCAGUUACCAUGUCAUGACCACUAGCCUUCAGUUCAUACCACCACCAUCAUCAUCACCAUCAGAAUUUUAAUCUUUCAGAUACAAACAGAUGACAACAAAAUCUUCCAAAAUUUCAAAUCAACGUUACUGGAAAGAAGCAAACUACGUAUUGAAAUGCCUCAUUCCUAUGAACUCUAUCUAAAUAGUUCAUCCCAGGCACCCGUCACUGUGGAGAAGCUAGAAUGUGAUGAUAUUAAAAUACACACAGAAGGAAACUGCCUUUUAUCUCAACUGAAAAGUCAGUUGAUAACUGUGAAUUCCAACUCAGGUGAAUAUAACUUGUCAAAAUGUUGUGUUAAGAGAGUGUUGAUGGGGUAUAUCGUGAGUCGUGAUUCGCUCAAUUUCGAUUACCGUCAGUCGUGAAAACACUAAAAAUCUUCUCAGCGUGAAUCGUGAGGGAAAAAAUACUGUUUGUCGUUUCAGAACACCUUUGAAAUAUUUACCGUUAAAAUACCAAAAUGUUACUUAUUGUUACCGUUAAAGUACCAAAAUUUUUACAGUUUACUGAUUUUCAGACUCUCUACCAUGCUACGUAGUUUUCUUUUCUUUCUAUCAGUGUCGAAAUUUCAUGUUUCAUAAUGCUUACCGAAAUCCACAAAGAAGUAAAUGUUAGUUAUUAUUUCCAGGCGAUAUCCUUAGCGAGUCAUCCUUAGUUGGUGACCUAGAAUUGACAACCAAUAAAGAUGGUCGUGUUCAUUUGGGUAAAAUUCAAGGGAAUGAUAUGAAGAUAAACUGUGAAGAUGGUAAUGUCAUGAUUUCCAGUUUAUAUGGUGGUGAUGUACUGGUCAACACUCAACUUGGGAAUAUCAUCAUUGGUGAUGCACAUGGUAAGUUGAUCGCCUUCUGCAAACACCGGAGCGACCUUCUUGUGUUGUAAUUAACAAAAUCAAGAACAUAGCACCGAAACAGACUACGCAACGUUACAGGUUGGAGAUUAAUUUUAUAAAGAAAUGAUGAAAAUUAGAAGAUGAAACUUACCGAACACAAAACCAUGCACAUAAAACAUAUUUGGGUAAAUUUGUAAUGACAAGCAUUUAGUAUGUGCAUACAAAUAACAAAAACUAUUUCAAACGUAGUCGGUAAUACGUCGUCAAGAUCUCAAACUCCCUGUUAUCGUCGCCACUGGGACAGAUCGUUUGAGAUGCUUAUUCCUUGUUUGCAGUGACCGCAAGUAAUUUUGGGAUUUCAGUUGACGAGCAGGUAUAACAAAAAACGGCUAUUUUAAUAUAUUGAUCGAGUUUACAGACAGUUUAAGACUCAAAAGAUGAAUUACCGUUCAGUUUUUCUUGCUACGACCAUUCUGAUAGGAGAAAAACCGUCCACAAGUUGUUUGAUUGCCCGUCAUUUGGAUGAAAAGUCACGUGAUUGCAAACAAAGAAUUGAAAUUACCUACAAUCUUUUCCAGGCAACAUAGAAGUGACUUCAAUUUCUGGUGAUAUAAAAUGUGGCUCUAUAUCAGGUCUGUUAAAGGCACUUAGUGAAGAUGGAAAUAUCGAAACUAAGCUCACUUUAGGAGGAAAUGUCAACGCUACCGGCUUAAAUGGUGAGGGAAAAUUCAAUUUUAAUUCCCAAGUUAUGACGUGAUUUAUACUGUUUUGUAUGAUCUGCAAAAGUCGGGGUAAUAAUUAUCUUUAUUUAUUUACAGGUAAUGCAAUAAUAAAACUCGAUUCAGACUUGAAAUGCAAACUUGAACUCUCUUCCAAAACAAUGAACAUUACGCCAGAUCUUCAGAUUCAUGAGAAAUCCGAACGAACAGCCGACGAUCUUACAACAUUAACUGGACAAACACACGGAGCUGGUGAGCAAUACGGUACAGUCAGGUGUCAGAAAGGUAACAUUGAUUUACUGCAGGAAAGUUGGUUUGUAAUGCCUAAAAGUUAGGCUGAAAAUAUGUAUACCAAAAUAUUAGGGCAAAUUUUCUAAUGAUUUCAAGAAUUUUGGGGCUAUUCAACGAAAUUUACUUGAAAACGUAACGUUCAAAUAUAUUUUCGUAAAAUAAUUAAGCAUUGUGUUUUAAAUAGUUAAUUGCGUCUAUCGGCUUAAAAACUAAAUGACAUAACGGAACGCCAGUGCUACAAAUAUCCACGGAAUCGUCCUGGAUAGUCCUGGAUAGAUCAAGAACAAACUCUGCAAUGAAUUUGCUAUAUACACGUUCAAAGACACGAGAACUUCCGUAGUUUUGCGAACAAAAUGAUUGCUAAGUUAUUUCAUACAGAAACGACUGCUAUAGAUUGCUUUCACAAAAUUCUAUCGUACAACAGAUGGUGAUGAACCUGCAGUUACCAUGAGAGAAUAUAUAAUGUUAAUUCUUUCUAUUGUAUACAGUAUACUCUUCGUUGCAAAUGAUGUAGUUUAUAUGAUGUAGAUUAUAUUUAUAUACUGUAAUGACAGUGUGAACAUUUCUCAAGACCUGAAUCACUUUAGUCCUUAACCCCAAAUAUACAAACAUCGUUGCUUAAUAUACAACAACAGGAUUUAAUUAAGUUAUUGUCUAGCAUAUUUAUGUAUAUAAC